Messenger RNA from Lytechinus pictus (painted urchin), 3480 nucleotides. Its product is annotated as tubulin delta chain-like. Gene Ontology annotation, biological process: mitotic cell cycle; microtubule cytoskeleton organization. The record is from RefSeq and is a predicted model, not a curated record. The transcript is spliced from 3 exons. Gene Ontology annotation, molecular function: GTP binding; structural constituent of cytoskeleton. NCBI's taxonomy places the organism in Eukaryota, Metazoa, Echinodermata, Echinoidea, Temnopleuroida, Toxopneustidae. The coding region runs from base 567 to 1886 and encodes 439 amino acids. Gene Ontology annotation, cellular component: microtubule; cytoplasm.
GCGCAACAUAGAUCAGGCCCCUACAAUAUUUUUAAUUUGUGGGACCGUAAGACACCAAAUUUCACAAUCGUCUGACUAUCAUCAUUGAGAUUGAGAUUGGGUCAUUUGUUUACUGAGCAUGCCGGUAAUCUCGUAAUAUCACAUUCAUAUUCAAUACAUCAGUUUUUGAAAGCUAGAAUUAUUGUAACUUUGAUUAACCAAACCACAUUGAUACCAAGAAUAAAUAGUUACCUUCCAUCUGCAUAUAGCGAGUUGCAACUUUCAUUCAUUCCGGUCAGACAGGCAGAUUCCAUUUUGAAUUGCGCAAGAAUCAAUCAGCCAGAAAUAAUCUCAUCGAUCCUUUCUCAAGCCGCGCCAGCCAGCGCAGGCCAGGCGGUAGGCGCAGGCCGCGCCGCGCCGGCCGGCCAGGCGCACAGCUAUAGGGCAGAGGCUGACACUGUACAGAGAUCCAGACAGACAGUAUGAUUGAAGGAGCCGAACUUCUACUAGGCAACAGGUAAAGCUGUUAGUAACUGUGAUACUUCCUUCCUGUUUCAUACUGUUUGAUAUCUGGCAGAAGAUCAACCAUGUCAAUUGUGACUGUGCAGCUUGGGCAAUGUGGAAAUCAGAUUGGACUCUCAUUUUUCGAGACCCUUAUGUCCGACAUUGUUGGCAUGAAAGUGAAUCACAAUCCAGAUUAUAAAGAUGAAUGUCUUGAGAGGUUCUUCCAUCAAUCACCUGAUAAUAGAUCCUCAAAGAUUUCACCCUCAGCCAGAGCUGUCAUGGUUGAUAUGGAAAGCAAAGUCAUACAGAACACUGUUGUUACAGCCAAGCAGUCGGCUACCUGGCAGUAUCCAGACAAGCAGCAGUUCUGCAGGAAGCGCGGGGCAGGAAAUAAUUGGGCAGAUGGUUUCUACGGUCACGGAUCUGCUGUUGAGGAACAAGUUCUGGAGAUGGUCCAGCGGGAGGUGGAGAAGUGCGACAGGUUUGGUGGCUUCUUGAGUUUGAUGAGUGUAGCCGGUGGAACAGGAUCUGGUGUAGGAACACGCAUCACGCAAUGUCUGAAAGACCGUUAUCCACAAGCCUUGCUGGUGAACCAACUGGUGUGGCCACAUUGCAGUGGGGAGGUCAUCCUGCAGAACUACAAUGCUGUCUUGUCACUGGCUCAUCUUUAUGAAUGUGCUGAUGCCAUCAACAUCAUCCACAAUGACCACAUGCGGAAGAUCUGCUCCAGCUUCAGCAGCACUGGAAACUCAAGCAGUGGGGUAUCAUUCACCGAUAUGAAUAGACUCAUCGCAGAGCACAUGGCGCUAUGGCUCCAACCUAGCCGCUGCACUGGCAGAUCAUCUACACUGUGUGACCUGAUGGAAACUCUAGUUUCACACCCGGACUAUAAGCUACUAACUAUGUAUUGUGUUCCACAGAUCUCGGAAGCAUCCCUUCCAUACAGUACAUUUGCUUGGCCUGGUCUUAUGAAACGUCUCCAUCAAAUGGUUGUCAAUGCAUCAGUCAUGGAAGAAGGUCUCAACUGGCAAGUGAAACCUGGUUCAGAACAGAGCAACAAGUGCAUCAGCAAUUACCUCAUCCUUCGAGGAAAGGACUCCAAUACGGUUGAUGUAUCUCAGUUAAAGAAUAGUGCCCUCUAUAUUGACUGGAUCCCUCCAGAUUAUACCUUCACAUGUUCCCAUCAGUCAAGACAGUAUAGAGGAUAUGAGAAAUCAGCCUGUCUGAUGAGCAAUGGAAAGACUCCGGUUGGAAGCUUGGACAUGAUUGUGAGGAAAGCAUGGGAUAUGUUUGCCAUGAGGGCCUAUGUUCAUUGGUAUGUCAGGCAUGGCAUGGAAGAAGAAAAGUUCAUUGACUGCUUUGCAAGCUUGGAGCAAGUUCUUGAUAACUACAAGCAGCUAUGAAGCAAGUUCGAAGCUCACCAAAAUGAUCAGUUUUGAGUGCCUUUUUGAAAAAAAAAUCAUAACUUGAGUACUUUAUGGUUAAUAUGAAUGUUAUAUCUGGGCAGUAUUCUGUUUGUUUGUUUUUCUUUUCUCUCACUUUAAUUGGCAUAGUUAUCAGAAAUGAGGUACACCAUAAGCCAAUUCAUAGUUAGCUGAGCUCAUGAUCAACUUUUUCUCAAAUGACCUUUCCCGUUGUAUAAGGAUGCACACUUUCAAAUGAAGAUGUUGCAUAAGCUUUCCCCGAUGUGCAUCCUGUAGUAUUCAUAAUCUAAAAAAGGAAAGACAAGGCAUAUAGACCAAGUGACUAGAAAAAUAUGUCAGUGAUCAAAAUUGUCCGCUUUUAGCAAUAUUUUGGACUACUGUCAAUAGCAAUGAUAUUGUACACUUUGUUACUCUUCAGCUUUGAUGUAAUGAAAAAAAAAAAUUAAAGGGAUACAUUAAUAAUCAUCAAAUUACAGAUGCUUUUGUAAGUGAAUUUUAAAACCACAUUGAGGGUUUAUUUCGAUUUUACUACUCAUGCUCUUGUACAACUGCAAAAAACCUCAUUGGCUUGAUAUCACACAUUUAUGACUUACUUUCUGGUCCAUGGGUGCGAAUUAAAGCACUUGAACUAAUCACAAGUGCACCUCAAAAUUUGUUAUUACUGUUACAAAAUAAUGAAGAUAGGAUUUAAAAGAAUGAGAUAAUUUUCAGAAUUUCAGCUGAGAGUCCUAUCUUUCAAGUAGUGGUGAUUAAUCUGAUCAAUCCCAACUACAGGUAUAGAAAGCACACUGCAAAAUUGGAUGAAACCAAUCAAUGGCAUUCUCUGUUUCCAAAGAAAUUAUGGUCUAUAUGAAGAAUUAUUGAAUUUAUGGAUAUAUAUGGUUGAUAUUAAUCAGAUCAACCACAACUCUUUGUACCUUGGGACCCUGUAAGUUUUAAAACAUGAAGUGUGGGCAGUUUCAUAGAGCUCUUUCAUUCAAGACUGAAUUAUGAUAUAAUGAAUUAGGGCCAACUAAUUUGGAAUCUCAAUCAUUCUAUUGAUUUAAGUUGAAAUUCACACGUUUUUUUAGCAUUCUUACUGUCAAUGCAAAUAUUAUAUAUAUAGUUCAGAGUGCAUUAUUUGAAGCCUUUUGGAAUUGUUUUCAAAUAAGUCAAAUUUGAGGAAUUGUCAGAACUUUUGAGCUGAUUUUCUAAAUGACUAUUCCAGGUAUUUUAAAAUUUAUGCAUAAAUUUACAAAUAUAUGAAACACUUAGUUCUAUGAAUCCGUCCAGCUGAAUUUACUCUGUUGCACAAAAUACAGACUGUGAAUAUCACAGUAUAAAAAAGUAAACCUUGUUAUUUCUAUUUCUGUUAGGCCUGUGCAGUAAAGGUACAAGUAUGAGAGAUACAGAGAGCAUUUGGUUGGGAAUGGGGAGGAUAAAAAUAUAUGCAGAAUAGAGGUCGAGUGUGGUGAGCAAUGAGUGCAACAAGUGAAAAGGGGUAAAUGACACCCUUCCUCAAUUACCUGGUUACAUAAGGUGAGAACAAGUCUUGGAGGUGUAAUUGAAGAGAAGACACUGAUGAACCCACAUG